CAGCAUUUUUCAGAUUCUUAGACUUGGAAGUUUGAAACUGAGUCCUUUCUCCCAGUAGUAUACCCACAGGCCACAGCCACAGGUGCACUUCUCAGUUCUCACUCUGUCACCGUUACGAAAUCCAAAACCAGAACAGAGCACCUCUCUCUCUCUCUCUCUCUCUCUCUCUCUCUCUGUAAUGAUAUAAAGCAGAAGUACCAGUAACGGAAAAGAGAGAAAACAGAGUGCAUUUUCAUAAUUCUGCCAUAAACGUUCUUUUUUUUUUGUCAAAACCAUAAGUGUUCCUUUGCUUCCUUGGCACCCAUAACUCUCUCUCUCUGUCUCUCUUUCUCUCUCUCUCUCUAGCCCUUUUCCCAUUCAUUCCCUUACAUAACUGACCUACCAAGCAAAGAAGCCUGAGAACAGGUAUAGCAUACAGCCAUGGUACAAUUCCAUUUGUCAUGAAGUUUAUUUUUCUUGCACACUACCCUUCUCUUUUUUUACCGUACUCUCUUUUUAUUUCUCCAUCGGAACUUGAUCAUCAACGCCUGCAGAAACCAUACCCAGAUUCCAAAAUCAUAUCUUUUUAGUUCAAAUGUCGAAGAACCCAUCUCAACAAGACCAUGAAACCGUGCAAUUCUCUGAAAUUUUUAAGAAAUUCAAGCGUUUGAGACUUUUUGAGCCGUCUGUAGGGGUUUUGGGGUUCUUUUUGGUUACAGUUUGUGUGAUUUGUUGCUUCUUUUACUUAGAUUUCAGGUCUGUAAUUAAUAAGGUGUAUAGAGUUCCGGGUAAAUCAGAGAGGUUUAUGUGGCUGCAGAUUAAUGGGUCGGGUCCAAAUAGAAGAUUUGAGUUUUUGGGACAGGAGGGUGAUGGGUGUGAUGUGUUUGAUGGGGAGUGGGUGUGGGAUGAGAGUUAUCCAUUGUAUCACUCUAAAGAUUGCAGCUUCUUGGAUGAGGGGUUCAGGUGCACCGAAAAUGGCAGGCCUGAUUUGUUCUACACCAAAUGGAGAUGGCAACCAAAGCACUGCAACUUGCCCAGAUUUGAUGCUAAAGCGAUGUUGGAGAAACUGCGCAACAAACGGCUAGUGUUUGCUGGAGAUUCAAUUGGAAGGAAUCAAUGGGAGUCCCUUAUGUGUAUGCUGUCUUCUGCAGUUCCUAAUGAGGACUCCAUCUACGAAGUGAAUGGCAGUCCAAUUACCAAGCAUAAAGGAUUUUUGGUUUUCAAGUUUCAGGAUUAUAAUUGCACUGUGGAGUACUAUAGGUCUCCAUUUCUUGUAUUGCAGAGUCGGCCUCCUGCUGGUGUUCCAGGAAAUGUUAGAUUAACCCUAAAAUUGGAUCAAAUGGAUUGGAACUCUGGCAAGUGGAGAGAUGCCGACAUACUGGUCCUCAACAUGGGGCACUGGUGGAAUUAUGAGAAAACCAUAAGAGGAGGUACCUACUUUCAAGAGGGGACAGAGGUGAAAUUGGAAAUGAGGGUCGAACAAGCAUACCACAGGUCAAUUGAGACUGUCUUUCAGUGGAUACAGAAUCAAAUGAAUACAAGCAAGACCCAAGUUUUCUUCCGCACAUUUGCCCCUGUGCAUUUCAGAGGCGGAGACUGGAGGACAGGGGGAAGCUGUCACUUGGAGACAUUGCCUGAGCUUGGUUCAUCAUUGGUGCCAUCUGAAACCUGGGCUCAAUACAAAAUAUUUGCUGAUGUGCUAUCAGCUUACUCAAACCAAGAAUUAAAAUUUGAUAUAUUGAAUAUAACCAGGAUGUCUGCACAAAGAAAAGAUGGGCAUUCAUCUGUAUACUAUCAUCAUUCACAACCUGCGCCAUUUCGUCGGCAAGACUGCAGCCAUUGGUGCCUGCCUGGGGUCCCUGACUCAUGGAAUGAGCUCCUCUAUGCACUGCUAUUAAAGCACAAACAUAUGAAGACGUACAACAUAUCCUCAUAUAGAGCAUACAGUUUUGAUUAAGAUAAAGCUUUGAUUUAUAUGCCAUUGCCAACACUAAAGCCAGGAGCUAGAUGCUUAGAAAUGACUCCAAUUUUCCUGCAGUAGAUAGAAGAUAAGAACAUGCACAGUGAAUUUUGUUAUAGUUUGGCAGAAAAGUUAAAAAACAGAUACUGUACUGUGGAUUUUGAUAGUGAGAUUAAAGAUAUGAGCUGAGUGGAUAUUUGUGCUGGAUUUUGGCUGAAGAUUUUGGGAAUAAAAUGACUAAAUUGUAGAGAUAUAUUCAAGAAUAGGGUUGUUGCGAUUACAAUCAAGUGGUGUAAUUUCAUUGAGGGAAAUGUAAUUAACAAUUCUUUGUCUGUCAA
This is a messenger RNA of Hevea brasiliensis (rubber tree), 2277 nucleotides long. RefSeq names its product protein trichome birefringence-like 11. Gene Ontology annotation, cellular component: Golgi apparatus. Bases 575 to 1936 code for a protein of 453 amino acids. Lineage: Eukaryota; Viridiplantae; Streptophyta; Magnoliopsida; Malpighiales; Euphorbiaceae. The record is from RefSeq and is a predicted model, not a curated record. The transcript has 4 exons. Gene Ontology annotation, molecular function: O-acetyltransferase activity.